Messenger RNA from Zygosaccharomyces rouxii, 1203 nucleotides. RefSeq lists its product as uncharacterized. Gene Ontology annotation, biological process: tRNA methylation. Bases 1 to 1203 code for a protein of 400 amino acids. Lineage: Eukaryota; Fungi; Ascomycota; Saccharomycetes; Saccharomycetales; Saccharomycetaceae. Gene Ontology annotation, cellular component: tRNA (m1A) methyltransferase complex. The transcript has a single exon. The record is from RefSeq and is a predicted model, not a curated record.
AUGCUGAGGCUAAUAAUGGAUAAACAAAGAAUAAUGAUUAAGCAUGUGGUCAAAAGGUUUCAGCACACAUUUCAACCGUAUGAAACUGUACUGGCAAGACUGCUAUCCAAGCCCAAUGAAAAAUUCCAUCUUUCCAAGCCAUUGCAAGCAGGCGAAGUGAUUAACACGGGCAAUGGACCCAUAAGGCAUGAAGAUGUCAUUGGUAAGCCCUAUAGGUCAUUGGUUACUAGCUCAACGUCAACUUCCCACCAAUAUAUGCUUUGUAGGCCUUCGCUGGAAGAGUAUGUGGUUAAUAAAAGAAGAGAAGCCCAACCGAUAUAUCCAUUAGAUGCAGGAUUAAUAGUGCAGCUUAGUGACGUGCAUGCGGAUUUCCCUGACAUGGAAUUGGGACCAUCCAUAGAUGUGGAGAAGCCUGCUAGUUUCCAAAGGUUGAACCUAUCGGAGAGAUAUGAUCGAUUCUUGCAUGACAGAUGGGAAAACAGAAAGUCUCAACUGCCACAAGGUCUACGCACAUGUGCCCCACCCAAGCAGUAUUUGGAAUGCGGUACGGGUCAUGGUUCACUAACCUUGCAAAUUUGUAAAGAAAUUCACAGUGGGAAUGCUUAUUACGACGGUAAUGAUUCUACAAGAGGUUCCAUUUUACAUUCUCUUGACAGAAAUGACAAGCAUUUGGCAACAGGUGUCAGGAAUCUAAAACACUAUGAUAGGGGUAUCUACUGGACAGAUGUUGAAUUCCACCUUCUGACAGAGUCCGAGCAGGGUCCUUCGCAAUGGUUGCAAGGUCCAGCCGCAUCUUAUUAUCGUGAUGUAGUUGGUCGCUUAGCGGGUCGCCCAGGUGGGUUCCUUAACGGUGCGUUUCUCGAUCUGCCAUCACCUCAAGACCAUUUGGAGACCAUUGCUCAAAAUCUAGUAGCUGAAAGUCCACUGAUAGUCUUUGUGCCCAGUAUUACUCAGCUGUGGGAUUGUCUCUGCCAGAUAAAGACAGUAGGGAUCCCGCUGUCAAUGACAAGAGUCUUGGAACUAAUGCCAGGAUCAGGCGGUGGUGGUAUGCGCGAAUGGGACUUAAGAAGAACUGUGAUUAGAGAGACUGGUAAGGAAAGUAUGGUGGUAAGACCUAAAGUCGGUGCUAGAGUGGUCGGUGGUGGGUUUGUAGGAAUAUUUAAAAAGCUACCCGCUGACUCAGUUGUCAGAACAUGGAGAUAA